This is a messenger RNA of Staurois parvus, 356 nucleotides long. NCBI's taxonomy places the organism in Eukaryota, Metazoa, Chordata, Amphibia, Anura, Ranidae. The record is from the annotation of a GenBank genome assembly.
CUAUACUUACCUGCUGUGUGCAGUGGUUUUGCACAGAGCAGCCCAGAUCCUCCUCUUCUCAGGUCCCCCGCAGGCUCUCCUGUCUCCUCCUCCUGUCUGUCGGGUGCCCCCACAGCAAGCAGCUUGCUAUGGGGGCACCCACUGCUCUGUGUAUCCAUUUACACAUGGAGCUGCGCCAAUGAGGAGGCAGAGACCUGGGACAGCCGAGGCUGUCAUUCACAUCGUUGGAUCCUGAUGAGGCUGUGGUAAGUAUAAAGGGGGCUGGGGGCACUGCUGCACACAGAAUGUUUUUACCUUCAUGCAUAGCAUGCAUGAAGGUAAAAAACCUUGAGCCUUUACAACUACUUUAAGUAGUA